GGCACCACGCCCCCAACCAGCGGUGAGAGUUACCCUGACUACCAGUGACCUAAGAACGCUUACACGUCUCUCUUCACACUGUAAGAGGAGUCGGGCGUAGAGUGGCUCGAAACGGGAAAGAAAAGCCUCACCCUUGCCUUGAGAACACUAAUAACAACGGAAACUAGAGAGGAAAUAGAGCACGAAAGGAAAGGACAGGAAAGCGCAGCGUGAGAUCAGUUGGUUUCGCGCUACGCUCAAGAAACCUUCAACGAGACUCAGAAGGGCUCUUGUCUCCGGCCCCUCCAUCGCCUCUCCAGGUUCCUCCAGCUCCUCCUCUACUAACUCCUCCAACACUCCUCCCGUCAUAAACAAUGUAUGAACGACGUCUGCAAGACUCGAUCGCAAAAACUGCUGGGAGCUUCAUCAGGUCCGCCCUUUGCCUCCUGCUGGUGGUGGCGACAGCCCAGGGGGUGCGCGGCCUCUUCUGCUACAGCCACAUCCCAGACAAGGAAGGAACCAACUGGGUCUUUUGUCCCAGCACUUCUUGUUACACUGUCGGGGUGAACAUAUUGGGCAUGGGUGACUCCAGGCGCGGAUGCGCCGACAAGACAUACGAAGAAGGCUGCCGCAAGGCCAAGACCAUUGUGGCUUCAGGCAGCGUGUGCUUCUGUAACAGCUUCUUGUGCAACUACUCGAGCGCCGGCCAGAAAUCCCUCUACCUUCCCCUUCUCAUAUUGCCCUACGUGAUUCAUAAGUUCCUGUAGAAGAGGGACCCGGCGUGUCAUCUCUGGACACUCACACAAUCACUCACUCACUCACUUACUCACUCAGUCAAUUUUCGCCUCAGUCAAUCGUUAGUUUCAUUGAUUUUUAGUUUAAAACUUUCCAGUUAUAUAAUGUGUUGACAUUGUACUUCUUUUCACAUCUGUUUAAUUUGAUGUUAACACAGACGAUCGGAAAUCAAACAUUUUUUUUUUUGCAACUCCUCUGAUGGUAGAUGCCACUUCAAAGAGGGAAAAUCAAAAGUUAUGACUGUAUGCAAUAUUAUUACAUGAGGCGUAUGACGUGAGUAUUUCUUUCAUUUAUUUUUUGUCAACUCUUUUUCUGACGAGUGUUCAUGAUUAAGCGUUAUGAGUUUCAGUUCCAAGAAGAAAUUCAGCUAAUCGCUUGGAUACUCGCGACUCAGCCUGAGGGACACAGCGGAGCCACCUCGCGACGCCAUGCCAUCACAUUUCCCCUUAAAGCUUGUCCGUUGGCCAAUAAAACGCAUAUUAUUAUGAAGGACGAAGACCGAAAGGGACCCCUAAUGUUUGUGGGUUACUAAACUUAACUGAAAAAAAAAAAAUCAUGUCUGUAGUACAUACAUUCUAGAAAAUAGGAUUUCCACGUUGACACUCGAUGAGAACGAUGUCGAUGGUGAUACCACAGACACAGAAGCAAUAAAACAGUUAUAUUUGUUACUGAAGAGGUUACAUUUCGAUGGAUAAAUUAAAUCCCACAAACAAACCGAACAUCCUUUUAUGCUGUUACAUCAUCACGUAAAAAUAAAAAAAUAAAAAAAAACGCGGAAAUAAGAGUAGCUUUCGGCGAAGAAUCCUCAGCAGGACAAACGUGUCUUCAGGCUCAGAAAACACCACCACCACAAAAAAACACAUUGCACUCGGCCUUCAGUUGUCUCCAUCAGCGCGGACCCAAAGGGAGGACUUAAAAACUAAAACAAAAAAUUGGCGCACUCGAAGGCUUCCAUGACGAUAACGACAAAGAAACAGUAACGGUGAGCUCUGUGACGCCCCCUGCUAUAGUAAACAUGUAAACGACAAAUAGGCCCCUACACACUUCAAAGGAGAAAACCAUCCAACAAAAAGCUGCCUUGACGUGGGAUGAUGCAUGGAGGCGUGAAUUACAGGGCAGCAACAGAGCACUUCUUAAAAGGAGUGGGAAGGAUAAACAAUAUCCAACCCGAAUUCAGAACAAAAUGAUCAACUAUCUAGCAGAGCUCGGGAAGCUUGUCUAUAGUACGACCCUUUGUCUAUAGGAGAGUUGAUAUUCCGUACAGUAGAAGUGAUGCCUCAGUGUCUAGCUACAAGCAUGCAAGACGUAGGUAGUGAUGGUGGUGUUUGCAUUUUGGCAAUACAACACAAAACACGCUCGAUCCUCACUUUGUAUCGUGAGUGUCGUAGUUGAAAACGAGAGCAAAAUGGAUUACGUAAAUAUAUAUAUAAAACAAAUCUAUAUACAUAUAUACAUACACACAUAUGAAUUUAGGCUUAAUACUGUAAGCUUUAUAUACGUUUAGGUUUAUCAGUAUAAACAUGUGUGAAGCGUAUGAAAGCUAUACAUAACGGCCGGAGGUUAUAAUUGAUGUAAAAAGUGAAAAUAAAGUAUAUAGUGUUAUGUAAUUUCACCACGGCAAGAUCUCACUUCCUCACACUUUUGGUAUACCUGUCGGCUCCUCGUUUCCUGAAGUUUUUCUCGAGCGUAACAACCUCGGAAGACUGUCCAAAGACUUGUCGUGGGAGGUUCACCGACAUGCGUCAGCAACGUCGAGUUUUUGCCGUACAUGACGCGCUAACACACCAAACGCAAAACACAAAACUGACAAUAAACCUCAAACCUUUUAUGGGAUGAUUUGUAGGUAGUUAUGAUGGUUAAUGACGAGAAGAAAGGAUGAUAAAUGAUACUUUUUGCUACAUUGUGAAUACAUGCACCGACUCGAUCCACGAUGAUUUGCAGCAACUCAUCCAUGCUGUCUUUAUAUUAGAUCAAUUUGUAUCACCACCGCAGAGAGACGAUAUUCCAUGGCAUAUUUUUACUCUCAAGGGAUGUUUUUUCGAGGGAGGUUAUAGUUUCCUAAGUGUUGUUCUGUAGGAAGAGAGAUUUCACAUCCUUGAAUAACCUGGCUUUGAGAAACUGAAAACACAAAUUAAAUUGAUCAACAGCAAUUUUACACAACCGAGUUCAUGGAUCAUACGGAAUUCCAAUCAGGCAGAAGAAAAUGGCGAUGAGAAGCUAAGCACAUACAAAAGCCAGGAAGAUUCAACGAGUCCCUUUAGAUGAUAAGAUAGUCUGCCUUUCCACAGUUCGUAGUUUAAAGUUGCUCACGGUCAUUACCUAAAUUUCUAAAUCUACCCCUUGUUAUACCCUCGCCACACACACACACUAAGUUCGCCAUCACAGCUCCCGUAGGACGAAAGGUUAAUACUUAAAACAAGGUAGUGAGUGGAUACAACUUGUAGAUAUUUUGUAUUGUUUCCGCUGUAUACUAUAUUUGAACGAGGCCUGGACCAGCAAGCGACUCUACGACACACCGAUUGCUUCUCGGAUUAUCUUGACACGUUCUACGGAAGUGCUUUACUGGUCAUUAUUACUGUAUUUUGUAUAAGCAGUUGGUUGUAUGCGCAGGCAAGGAAUAAAAGUUACCAUGUACGUGCUGCAGUGUGUAUUCCUCUGUGUAUACAUGAUGGUUGUCACUAAUGUCCUUGUAUUGCCUAAAAUAUUGUUACCAUUACUAUUAUUAUUGAUUUUCA
This is a messenger RNA of Eriocheir sinensis (Chinese mitten crab), 3509 nucleotides long. RefSeq lists its product as uncharacterized. The record is from RefSeq and is a predicted model, not a curated record. The transcript has 5 exons. Bases 354 to 746 code for a protein of 130 amino acids. NCBI's taxonomy places the organism in Eukaryota, Metazoa, Arthropoda, Malacostraca, Decapoda, Varunidae.